AUGGCGACCGGUGAGAGGCGAUCAAAUCUCAGGUUGCUCAGGACGUCAUUGAUUCUGGACCAAGGCGACACACGCACGACUCGCCAUGGAGACUGUCUCAGACUGUGUACUUACAACGCGAGAACAGUUUCCACAGACGCCGACCUGCAUGCCCUUCUCGGAGCUGCAGAGCGUAUCAAAUUUCACGUGAUUGCUCUGCAGGAGACCAAGUGCAGAAGGAGCGACGUACGACAGAUGAAUGACGGUACACUCGUCAUUCGUGGAGAGAAGGUUCCGUCGCGAAAUGUAGGCGGUGUUGGUUUCGUUGUGCACCCAUCUGUCGUCCAUCUCGUCGAUUCUCACGAGAUCCUGUCACCUCGUCUGGCCAUUCUUCGCCUCCGCCCUCUGCGCCAAAAAUCCAUCAGUAUCAUCAACUGCUAUUCACCAACAUCAGCAGCUGAUGAUUCCGAAUUAGACGCGUUUUACGAGGAGCUGGAGGAAGUAGUCCACAACGAGAAGUCCUUUUACAAAUUCGUUGUCGGAGACUUCAACGCAAAACUAGGAAAGGCCACAGAAGAGGAAUACAGGAUUGGAAGAUUUGGACUAGGGGACCGGAAUGAAAAUGGCAAUCGUCUCGCCGGGCUGUUGUCCGCCGCUCGCCUCUUUCAUGGGAACUCUCUUUUCAUGAAAAAAGAUCAUCGUCGGUGGACAUGGGAAUCGCCCAAUGGCGCGACUCCUGCGGAGAUCGACCACAUACUCACCAACCGGAGGUGGUGUCUACUUGACGUCUCAGUAGUACCAUCCUUUUGUAGUGGUUCUGAUCACCGUCUCCUUCGUGCGAAAAUACGACUUAGCCACACGAUGGAAAAGAACAUCUGCUAUCGGCAACGAAGGAGAAAAGAAGUCGUCUACGACGAUUGCGUACUCGAGGACUCCUUGUCCCAAGGUGACUGGCAGAUUGAGGAGGACCCAAACGUAGACUACGAGAUGCUGCUCAGAGAUUACGAGCCUGUGCUGAACACCACCAAGGAAUUGUUAGGAAGAAGAAGGGCUUUGAGGCUUGAUCCGAAUGCAUCGCACAUUGAACGGCAGAAGAAGAUUCUAGAAGCAGCACAAAGAAGAACGAGUCUAAAGAAGUGCCGCAGGGAUUUGCGCGAAUAUAAUAUUCCGCUAGCAACCUUGCUGAGCGAAGACGGGACUCGCACGUCUUCUCGUCGUAAGAUGGAAAUCAUUACGGAGAGGUUCUACUCGAACCUUUUCCGUUCAUCAACUCCUGUGUCAAGCCCAAUCAUCCCCACUGGCGAAGCUCCACCACGGAUUCUCCCUUCGGAAGUACGAGUCGCUAUCAAGAGCAUGAAACCUGGCACAGCCCCGGACCUGAUUUUAUAUCAGCAGACUUUCUUCGGGCUGAAAGAAAGGAUCCCAGACCAGUGGAAGACCUCACGAACCGUUCUUAUCCAUAAGAAAGGUGACCGAGAGGACCUUCGGAACUACCGUCCGAUAUGCUUGCUGAGCGUGUUAUACAAAGUAUUCACCAAGAUCAUCCUCACACGCAUAUCUAGGACGCUGGAUGAAACCCAGCCUCAAGAACAAGCUGGAUUCCGCCAAGGGUUCAGCUGCUUGGACCACAUCCAGACCGUGUCGAGGGUCAUAGAGGUUUGCCGGGAAUACCGCCUGCCCCUUGUUCUAACCUUCGUCGACUAUGAGAAAGCCUUUGACAGCGUAGAAACGAAUGCAAUACUGUCAGCGCUGGUCGAUCAAGGUGUGGACGCGUCGUAUGUGAGGACAUUAGCCAAUUGCUACGAACGAUGCACGACUAAGAUACAGCUUUUCCACCGCCCUCUCACCAUACCCAUUGGAAAGGGGGUACGACAAGGCGAUACUAUAUCGCCGAAGCUGUUCACGGCUGCAUUGCAAUGGAUAAUGAAAUCACUAUCCUGGGAAGAAAGGGGCAUACGUGUUGAUGGAAGAUUUCUUUCGAACCUUCGUUUCGCGGAUGACAUCGUUCUCUUUUCGAGCAGUACCAAUGAAGCAGAAACGAUGCUCAACGAAUUGAACGAAGCAGGGAAGAGAAUAGGACUACGAAUAAACAGAAAGAAGACACAGUUCAUGAAGAACGCGCACUGUCAGGACGGAGGAGUACAACUUGAAGGUUCCCAAAUCGUGGAAACUCCGUCAUACGUAUACCUCGGACGUUCUAUGAACAUGGAAAACGACUUGAAGGAAGAACUGAAUAGAAGAAUGAGAGCAGCAUGGGCAGCAUUCGCAGCCGUCAGGGAAGCUACGGACCAACUGACGGACCAUGAUCUUCGUGCCCAUCUGUUCGACUCGACAGUCCUUCCAGCGCUCUGUUACGCAGCAGAGACGUGGGCAGACACCGCGGCCACGUCUAGGAAGCUACUUACUACCCACAGAGCCCUUGAGAGAUGUCUCCUGAAGUUUAACCGGCGCACACAACACCUUGCCGGUCUUCGUAGCUCCGACUUAAGAGGAAUGUCCCGUCUUCGCGACCCAGCGGAAUAUGUAUCGAAAGCAAAACAUAGAUGGGCCGGUCACAUCAUGAGAAGAUCGACGAUAGAUGGACUAAAAGAACGCUAG
Messenger RNA from Necator americanus (New World hookworm), 2577 nucleotides. RefSeq lists its product as uncharacterized. NCBI's taxonomy places the organism in Eukaryota, Metazoa, Nematoda, Chromadorea, Rhabditida, Ancylostomatidae. Gene Ontology annotation, molecular function: catalytic activity. The coding region runs from base 1 to 2577 and encodes 858 amino acids. Gene Ontology annotation, cellular component: nucleus. The transcript is spliced from 4 exons. The record is from RefSeq and is a predicted model, not a curated record. Gene Ontology annotation, biological process: chromatin remodeling.